AUGAGAGGAGAGUUUGGAAUAAACUGGUACACAUUUGAAGGAACUCCACCCAUCUCCCCUCAUCAAGUGAACUUCCUGAUCUCACCUCUUCAGAUGGAUCAACUUAUGAUUCCUGGAACAACUACCCCUCUCCGUGUUUGGGCACAGGGUUCAUCCCUUAUUAACUUAAAGGUUGCUGUAGAAGACUCAAAUAAAUUUGUAGCUUCAGUGAUUCUGCCCUCUGUAAAUUUCUACAAAGAUUACUUUGGCAUGAACUGUCCACUUCCAAAUUUGGAUUUGGUGUCGUUUCCAAGCUCUGGGCACGAUUCUACUUUCGGAAUGAUAAUUGAAGAGGAAAACACGCUGGUUAAACAUGCCGAGUUGAAAGAGAGCAUCAGAAUGGCACACAACGUGGCUACCAUGUGGCUGGAUGGUAUGGUCACCUUCAGUUGGUGGAAUGAUUAUUGGUUCUCCUGGUCAUUGUCUGAACAUCUAGCCACACUUGCCGUGAACCAUCUUUAUCCCGGUUGGAACAUAGCCAGUCGGUAUUUCGUACACCAGACUUUAAACAUUUACAAGGAAGAACCCGGAAACUCUUUCCACACAGUUUUAAUGUCUAUCGAAAAUCCAGAAAGCGUUUUAGAAAACUACCUCCAAGGAGGAAUAUUUUUUCAUAAAGGCCCAGUGUUGAUUCGUAUGGUGUCCAUGAUCAUUGGAGAGGAUACUUUUAAAAAAGGAUUACAAGCAUUUGUUGCUAAAUAUCAGUUUUCAAGUGCAACAACCAAGGACCUAUGGGAAAGUUUGUUCAACAAUGUACAGGAUCCAAAGCUUAUAAAAGAAGGGAUUAGUUUGGAAAAUGUUAUGGAAAACUGGCUUACAAAGACUUCUUAUCCACUUGUCACAGUGACAAGAGAUUAUGCAACAAAUAAAAUCACAGUGGCCCAGCAACUUUAUGUAAUUGAAGAAAACCCGUCAGAGCACAAAGAUUGUUGGUGGAUACCGCUUACUUAUUCAACGUCCCAAAAGCCUGAGUUUAGUAAUACCAAGCCUGAGAAUUGGCUUAGUUGUGAUGAGAGAACAAUGACUUUUGAGAUCGAAGCUACGGACAAGGAAUGGGUUAUUUUAAAUAAUAAAAUGGCAGGUUUAUACAGAAUAAAAUAUGAUACUAAAAACUGGGAUUUGAUAGCAGCUGCUUUGAAACAACCAGACUUCAACAAAAUAGACGAGCUGAAUAGAGUUCAGCUACUGACUGAUUCAUGGGAUAUAUUAUUUGCCUUGGAGGGUUGCUCUUGA
This is a messenger RNA of Macrosteles quadrilineatus (aster leafhopper), 1272 nucleotides long. Its product is annotated as aminopeptidase N-like. Lineage: Eukaryota; Metazoa; Arthropoda; Insecta; Hemiptera; Cicadellidae. Gene Ontology annotation, biological process: proteolysis; peptide catabolic process. The coding region runs from base 1 to 1272 and encodes 423 amino acids. The record is from RefSeq and is a predicted model, not a curated record. Gene Ontology annotation, cellular component: cytoplasm. Gene Ontology annotation, molecular function: zinc ion binding; metalloaminopeptidase activity; peptide binding. The transcript is spliced from 8 exons.